AUGAAUCCCAACAAGCAAAGGCAGUAUAAUCAGCUCGCUCACGAACUCAGAGAACUGCAAACGAACUUGCAGGAAACGACAAAACAACUAGAUGUCAUGUCGAAGCAAUGCAAUGAGAACUUGAUUGGUCAAUUAGGCAAGGUACACGGAAGUUGGUUGAUCGGUAGUUACAUCUAUUACAUGGAGCAGAUGCUUGGAAAGGCACAGUAG
Saccharomyces kudriavzevii IFO 1802 is the source of this 210-nucleotide messenger RNA. RefSeq names its product Hsk3p (gene HSK3). NCBI's taxonomy places the organism in Eukaryota, Fungi, Ascomycota, Saccharomycetes, Saccharomycetales, Saccharomycetaceae. The coding region runs from base 1 to 210 and encodes 69 amino acids. The record is from RefSeq and is a predicted model, not a curated record. Gene Ontology annotation, cellular component: DASH complex. The transcript has a single exon. Gene Ontology annotation, biological process: attachment of spindle microtubules to kinetochore.